AUGACCAUGCUGAUGGAAGCCUUCGUGUCCAUACAGCUGGAAAAAAUGGGUCUGCGUGACGAGAUGCUGAACUCGUAUCUGAAGAAGAAACGAGCCGUGGGGGGUCUCACACAAACCCCGGAGGAAGCAGCAGAGAUCAAAAGGAGCCUCAUAAUCGAAUUUCUCAAGAGGUUCAGCACACGGAUAUCUCAGUACUGUGUCAGAGCGCAGAUCGUUGAAUACUACUACAGUUUAACUUCUCUAUUGGACGACGUCCCCUCCGUCCGUCGGUCUCACUUCACGACGGAACAAACCAGCGCAUCCAAAGUUACAGUGGAUUCAGGGGUUGACCUUUCUCCUGACCCGAGGUUUCAGCGUCGGCAGCAGCAGCAGCAGUUGUUGUUGUCUGCAGACGGAAAAACUCUCCUGAACCUGUGGGUCAUCCCUCAUUUCUCUGAGGUGCUGCACAUGUUCAAAACGCUGGAGAUUUCGGCCUGUGCUGCUGCUCUCCAUCACACCCUGCUCAUAGUCUCAGCUCUUCAUGACAUCGUUUGUUACCUGGUGAGUUUCUCCAGACUCGGGAACACAGAAGACUCGUGGAGCCGUAGGAAGAUGCAAGAGGCUCCAGGCUCACGUCUCGUGGCCGACUGGGGCGGAGCUGAAGGCAUCGGAGCAGAGCUGCAGGAGAUCCAGCGUCAGGUCGAGCGUCUGUCUGAUCCCAGCAGCCCCGAGUCAGUGGGUCGUCUGCUGCAGCUUCGCAGGCAGGUUCUCCUCCUGCAGUUUGACACGGCAGUCAGACACCUCAUCAGGGAGGCGUUCCUCUCAGCUGGUGACAUGACCUCUUACCAGAGUGUGAGCGACAACAUGAUGACUGCUCUUCCUCUGUUGAGUGACGGAAUCCAGACCGACGUGUUCAGCAUCACGCUGCCUGUUCCUCCACCUCUAGAGACCCGAGGCUGUCGGGCUCAGAGGAUGUUCCCCUGGAGAAGUUUCAUAGCCUGUCAUGGAUUGUUCCCUCUACAUGUUUGGGACGUACCACCCAUCGAGUACUGCAUGCAGCUGUGUCUCAGUGGACUGAGGGACUGCAGCAGACUGCAGACCAAUGCGGCGAUCCUCGGCGUGUCUCUGCUCAUGGAGGACGUCCUGAACAGCGGAGGAGACUCAGAGCCCGUCCGUCUCCAUGGCAACAAAGAUGACCUUCUGCACGAUGGAAAACCUAAUGAAGUAAAAAUCUGUUUAUAAGACAAAAGCUGCUCUGAAGUGGAAGAGAAGAACUCCACUCCUCCUCCUCCUCCUCAGGAUCCGCUCCGAGUGCAGCGUGUGCUGAAAGGUUUCCUCCUGCUGACCAAGCAGCUGCAGGUCUUUAAGGAGAGCUGGGCUCGAAGACGUCUGGGGGCCGAGAUAUUCAGUUCACACGCUUCGUAUCAGCAGUUUGUCAACCUCUACAGAGCUGAAAUCUUUCACCCCAGUAUGAAAGCUCUGGCUCGACAAAUGGGUAAAGAGCGUGACUACGAGCUCCUCAUCUCUGGCAGCCGGGCUCUCCUGCCCCCUGCUGGAGCUUCAGAGACUGACGUGAAAACCUGGCAGCUUCACACCCUGCUGGAGAUCACCGAGUGUGACAUGAUCAGGGCCGUGCAGAGGAGGCUCCACAGGGAGCUGACCCUGGUGCUGUCGGAGCGGACCCGUCAGGACACGUGUCUCCCUACAGAGCUGUGGAAAAAAGGCUCACUGAAGCACAACGUGUCCCCCGAGCGGCCGCAGAUCGUGGAGGCCUUCGUGGAGCAGCUGAUGGAAGGAGCUGAGCAGCUGGAUGGACGGCUGACGCUCUCCCAGGAUCAUCUCCGGCUGUGCUCCACUCACCUCGGCUCCUCUCUGAUGGAGCGAGAGCGCCGCAGCUUCCUGCUUUACUCACACUUCUAUGAGCAAAUUCUGCAGCAGCAGACUCAGCUGCUGCACCAGAAAGAACAAGAUUUAAAGAAUCUUAAAGACUCUCAGACGUGUAACAUUUACCAAGAGGUGUCGGUUUCAUGUCGCGGGAUGAUGCUGGAGAUCUCAGCUCUACAGGCUCGAGUCGCUCACCUCCAAGAAGACAAGCGUUCUCUGGAAGAACGACUCAGUCUGAAGUUUAAAGAGCGCUACGACCCGUUGGUCCGACAUCUCUUCUCUACCUGCCUCCAGCUCAAGGUCAGACUGGAUGAGCGCCAGUGGCAGGUGGAGCAGGAUGUGAGUGUGAUGGUGAACAGAAUCCGAGCGGAGGGAGUCGACAGAAUCAUCAAACUCAAAAAGAAAUGCGGCUGCACCACAGACAACGAUGGACUCGCCCUCACACAGUUAAAGAAGGAAGAAGUCCACGAGCUGAGCCUGGAGAACAGUCAGUUGACGGCUCUGCUCUGUAAAGUGACGGCUCUGAGUCGAUGGCGGCAGGUGGUCGACCAGGGGAAACUUCACCGGCGGCUGCUUCAGACUCAGCAGAGUGAAAUCUCCAGUCGCACCGAGGCGCUCAGAGUGAAGAUGGUUGCUGAGGAGGAGGUGAUUCUCCUGCAGGAGGAGCUGGACGCCGCCCGACAGAUGUUGACCAGCUGCCAGGCCGAGUGCAGCCGAAACAAGAGGCUGCUCGGCAGGAAGACGGAGGAGCUGCAGGAGGCCCGGCAUCAGUCUGCACGGGAGGCUCGCAGCAGACAGGAGCUGGAGACGUAUCGAGUGCAGAGGCUGGAGGAGAUGAGAGCGGAUGUGGAGGACAGAGACGGGCAGCUCAGAGAUCUCAGCCAGCAGCUGGACAGAGGAGGCAGGAUGAGCCAGAUCCAGAGACAACGCAGCGCCAGAGAGAUCCGACAGGUGAAGGAGCAGCUUCACCAGGAGCGCUGCAUCAAACAAGAAGCUUUCCAGCAGGUGGAGAAGCUGAAGCACCAGGUGAACGACGGGGGGGCAGCUUUCUCCAGGCGCACCUCUACAGCAGGGCGAAGCAGGACGUGCUUCACGCUGUCAGUCAGCAGGUUGAGCUCGAGAAGUCCCUCAGCAGGUCUGCACAGGGUCAGUCGGCAGCAGUCGGCCCUGCAGCCCGGCAGCUUCACCAACCCUGCCGUGCUUCAGGACUCUGCCACCAGACACCAGAGAGCGGACACAGCCUGGAGCCGUUCUAACACGAGAAUAGACAGAGCCACAGCAGAUCCGUCUCGCCUGCGCGUCCUGACUGCAGACACGUUGCUACCAGAGCUGUGA
Limanda limanda (common dab) is the source of this 3198-nucleotide messenger RNA. RefSeq names its product coiled-coil domain-containing protein 162 (gene ccdc162). The transcript has 25 exons. Lineage: Eukaryota; Metazoa; Chordata; Actinopteri; Pleuronectiformes; Pleuronectidae. The record is from RefSeq and is a predicted model, not a curated record.